Osmerus eperlanus (European smelt) is the source of this 1979-nucleotide messenger RNA. It is a transcript of the gene tpm4a, whose product is annotated as tropomyosin 4a. Gene Ontology annotation, molecular function: actin filament binding. Gene Ontology annotation, biological process: actin filament organization; muscle contraction. NCBI's taxonomy places the organism in Eukaryota, Metazoa, Chordata, Actinopteri, Osmeriformes, Osmeridae. The coding region runs from base 330 to 1076 and encodes 248 amino acids. The record is from RefSeq and is a predicted model, not a curated record. Gene Ontology annotation, cellular component: actin filament. The transcript has 8 exons.
CUGGAGCGCGGUGCUAGCUCACGCGUCCUUACAUUCCAAAGAUAAUCUUUAAGUACCUUUGUUAAACUAUUCUCAACUCACGCUGAGUUUCUAAAAAGACAUUUGGAAACACCUGGACACUGCUUUGGGUUGUAUAAUUGUUUUUCUUUUGCACUUUAAAUACUUUUUUCUAUUCUGCCACUUCUGUCCAUUCCACAGACCUAAAAUAUUCAGGUUGUGUAUGUAACGUAUUUUUUUAUUACUUUGAAUAGACCAAAGCAGCAGCAACUUACUUUUGCACAUUUAGUUUUUUAUUCGCAACGUUUAGUUUCACGCCAAAUAGUUCGACAAUGGCAGGUUUGAAUUCUCUGGACGCGGUUAAGAGAAAGAUCCAGUGUUUGCAACAGCAAGCCGACGACGCAGAAGACCGAACACAGGUUUUACAGAGAGAGCUGGACGGUGAACGAGAACAUCGGGAAAAAGCUGAAGGAGAUGUAGCGGGUCUGAACCGCAGGAUCCAGCUGGUGGAGGAGGAGCUGGAUCGGGCCCAGGAGCGGCUCUCUACCGCGCUGCUGAAACUGGAGGAGGCUGAGAAGGCAGCGGACGAGAGUGAGAGAGGUAUGAAGGUGAUAGAGAACCGGGCCAUGAAGGAUGAGGAGAAGAUGGAGAUCCAGGAGAUGCAGCUGAAGGAGGCGAAACACAUCGCUGAGGAGGCCGACCGCAAGUAUGAGGAGGUGGCCCGCAAGCUGGUGAUCCUGGAGGGGGAGCUGGAGAGGGCAGAGGAGCGGGCUGAAGUCGCAGAACUGAAAUGCAGUGACCUGGAGGAGGAGCUGAAGAAUGUGACCAACAACCUCAAAUCCCUGGAAGCUUCGUCUGAGAAGUACUCAGAAAAAGAGGAUAAGUAUGAGGAGGAGAUCAAGGUUCUCAGUGACAAGCUGAAGGAGGCGGAAACUCGUGCUGAGUUUGCAGAGAGGACUGUGGCCAAACUGGAGAAGUCCAUCGACGACCUGGAAGAAAAAUUAUCAAGUGCCAAGGAAGAGAACCUGGGAAUGCAUCAAGUCCUGGACCAGACUCUGCAGGAGCUGAACAGCUUAUAAAGAACACCAAUGACACACAGGGGAACAACGUCUCUCAACAUUCCAUAAAUAUUCCAUUUCAUUCCAUGUUCUGAGCUGUAAAAGCCUAAUUCCACGCGAAUGGCAAUUAACUUAAUACUUUUACCUUUUUGUAUUUUUUUUUUCUUUUAAGGCACCUCUUUUCUCUCUCUCUCUCUCCUCUUACGAGAAAAUGCUGCGUUGUUCCACCACCUCUCUCGGAUCUCUUUUAUAUGCUUACGUAUGUUUACAGCAUGUUCCUGUCUGGAAAGUUCCAUUUCCUUCAGAACAUCUUUAGGGAGAAUGGACUAUGCCCAAGUUUACAUACUGUACACCUCUCUGAGCCAUUAGUCUGUGUUUUGUGUGUCGUCAAACUUGUAGCGUGGCUCCUGAGCACCACCUUGUGGUUGGCAGGUGAACAGUUCAUGGGAAGUAAAAACCAGGUGAACCGUCACUUGUGAGUCUGUUAAAGCUCCAAAGUGAGCAAGGCCUGCUUGUGUGUGUGUGUGUGUGUUUAAACAUGGUCACCAAGACAACCUAUGCCCCUAAAUGUCAAACAUGUUAACAUGCUAAUAGCAAUAUUCAAAUAUAAACCCAAAUAAGAACCACUGGAGACUCAGUUAAGUUUGUGACAAACCAUGGAUACUUAUUGUAUAUAGUAGAAUGUUAGUUAUGGUUGAAGAUAUGCUGUGUUGCUCUAGUCUUCCACCACUUUACAGGAGGACACUCCAAAAACCAAGAAUACACACACACUCACACACCAAAAUGUCAUGCCUUUAUGUGAAGGUGACCAACGCAAAUUUUUUGUUACUGACGGAAGUCAAAGUCUUGCAUUCGAGACAGUUCCAUUGUUUUAUUCCAGCUUUAUUUCCAGCUUUCAAUCUAAUAAAUUUGUACAAAAUACAA